UGGGCUGGCACGGCGCGGCACGACACGGCGCGGCGCGGCGCGGCUCCCAUGCGUACGCGCUGCGCGCUGCCGGAGCCCCGCCGCCAGCGGCAAGAUGUCGUGGCACCCACAGUACCGCAGCUCCAAGUUCCGCCACGUGUAUGGCAAAGCUGCCAGCAAGGACAAGUGCUAUGACUGCGUGCCCAUCACCCGCAACGUCCAUGACAACCACUUCUGUGCCGUGAACCCCCACUUCAUUGCAGUGGUGACUGAGUGUGCGGGUGGGGGGGCCUUCCUCGUCAUUCCCAUCCACCAGACAGGCAAACUUGACCCACAUUAUCCCAAAAUAUGUGGGCACAAAGGGAAUGUUCUGGACAUCAAGUGGAACCCAUUCAAUGACUUUGUAAUAGCUUCAUGUUCAGAAGAUGCCACAGUUAAAAUCUGGGACAUUCCCAAGCACUUGCUAACAAGAAACAUUACCAGUCCGAAGAAGGAACUUCUUGGGCAUGUUCGAAGAGUGGGCCUCAUUGAAUGGCAUCCCACUGCUAAUAACAUCCUCUUCAGCUCUGGCUACGACUACAAGAUAAUGAUCUGGAACCUUGACACCAAGGAGGCUGUCAUCUCAAACCCGGUGAAGGUCCUCGAUGCUCACAAAGAUGUAGUCCUCUCAAUGUCAUUCAACACAGAUGGCAGUCUCCUUGCCACAGCCUGUAGGGACAGAAAGAUACGUCUGAUAGACCCUCGUGGAGGAACAGUCCUACAGGAAGCCAGCUACAAGUCUCACAGAGUCAAUAAAGUCCUGUUCCUUGGAAACGUGAACAAGCUGUUCUCUACUGGAACAUCUCGGUGGAAUAAUAGGCAAAUUGCAUUAUGGGAUCAAAAUGACCUUUCUGUGCCUUUACUGGAGGAGGACCUGGAUGGCUCCUCAGGACUCCUGUUUCCCUUCUAUGACUCAGACACACACAUGCUUUAUGUUGUGGGAAAGGGUGAUGGAAAUAUACGGUACUAUGAGAUAAGCCCUGAGAAACCAUACCUGAACUACCUGAUGGAGUAUCGUUCUCAUUUACCACAGAAAGGAAUUGGAAUGAUGCCAAAGAGAGGCCUUGAAGUGUCAGCUUGUGAGAUUUUCCGUUUCUACAAACUGAUCCCAACUAAAAGCCUGAUUGAGCCCAUCUCCAUGAUUGUGCCUCGACGGUCGGAGUCAUACCAAGAAGACAUCUACCCCUUGACCACAGGAACCCAGCCAUCGCUGACAGCACAAGAGUGGCUGAACGGAGUUAACAAAGGGCCUCUCUUGGUAUCCUUGAGACCAGGCUCUGGAACUGUGAAUGCCUUACCACAGUUUCUUGAGCCAGAGCCAGUCAUGAAAACUACUGACCUGAGCCAGCACCAGGGAGGAAGGAUGCCACUGGAGGACAUGCAGAAGCCAAGUGAGACUGAAGACAGUAGAAAACAGCUGAAAGUGGAGGAAAAAUUGCUGAAAAAUGAGCAAAUGUGCCUCUCCAAUGGCUUUGACAUAUUCGAGUGUCCACCACCAAAAACUGAAAAUGAGCUUUUGCAGAUGUUUUAUCGGCAACAGGAAGAAAUCCGUAGACUACGUGAGCUGGUAAACCAGAGAGAUGUCCAAAUUAAACAGCUGGAGCUGGAGCUCAGAAACCUCUGCAUGGACACAGGCAGUUACUGAGGGUGCUGGCCUGCAGCUCUUUGCACCCCUGGCCGCUGGAGCAGAGUCCAGUUCCUGUGGAUAACUCCUCCUAGGGUUUUUGCUGGGGAAAAAUUGAUGCUUCAGGCAGCAUGGACUUCCCUGGCUUGUGGUGGUCACAUUUCCCUAAUCAUCACCAGACAGUUUUUGAUGGACUUGCUGUGCUUCUUCAGGCUCCCUUUGCUUGCCCAUGCACUUUGUGUCAGAAGCUCAUGCAUUAUUGCCAGUGAGAGACUUUGGAAAAUCUUGCUUUUCUGGUCUGGAGAAGCCACCUGUUAAGCUCUAGGAACAACCUGUUUUGCUGCCCCUCCACAUGACAAGGGAAUGGGACACUGAAGGCAGCUGCCAGCUUCUUUUCCUACUCCUGGAUCCAGCAGUGCAGCUCCUGGGGCUGCUGCCCUCCUGCCCUGGGAGACCACUCUGCAGCUGAGCUUCAGAGGCACCUCUAGCUCCAAAGUGAUCCUCAUGCACCCCUCCUGCCUCGGUUUGGCCCCACAUCUGGGUGGCUAGGCAAAGUCAUGGCUACCCUGACCAUGUUCUGGGGAUAGUCCUGCUGUGAGUGGGAGGCUGCACUGGGGCUGCCGAUGGCAGCACUUUUGUGAUAGGUAAAGGGGAGUUGGUGUUUGGAGGUCUUACUUCAAAGGGGUGGUGGUGUGGACUGGUUCUCACCAGAGAAGCUGCAGGUGCAGUUUUUGGGUCCUUUGGGUCAGUGGCCUUCUUUCACUCCUUCUGCCAAAGACCAGCCACAGUCAGCUGGGGGCUGUGGUGCUGUGGUGCUCAUCAGACAAAUAAGGACAACAUUUAAAGCUGCACAGGCUUGGCAGUGGGGUGUUUGCCAAGAGGCAUUAAAAGGAUGAGGGAAGAGUUGCCUGACCCACUGCAGACCUUUCAGCACUGGUGCUACAAGUGUGUUGUCAACCACAGGAGGAUUGUAGGACCAUGGCUGGUCAGGCACAGCCCUCCCCAGUUGCUGGAGUAUUGCUUGUCCUUGUGCCUGCAGCUGCUGCUUCAUUAGCUCCCAGGUGCCAGCGCCUUGUCCUGUGCCUGCAGCCACCUGCAGCUGCAGAAUCCCUACUCCCAGCUGUGUUGCCCAGUUCCCUGCAUCCUCCAGGGCUGCCCUGCCUCCCCAAGCCUGGCAGCCACACUCAUCUGUGCCCUUCUGCACCAGCUCUCUAGCUCACUGCCUUCCCCAGCCCUUUACUUAGGGCAAGAGCUGCUGCAGGAUGCAGGUCCCAUCCUUGGCUUCAGGGCUGGCACCUGUGACCAGCUUUAUGCAGUCUGUCUGCAGUGUGCCGAGCUGGGCCAGUGACAGCAACAGGGGUAGUACACAGACCUGCCUGCCUCAUCCGUGCCUGGGGGGUCUUCUCUCAUUUAUUCCCACGGUGUGGGGUAGGAGCGCACUGUCAGUUGUCCCAGGGUCUGAGCAACACAUCAGCACUGGAGGGGGAACGUUUUUCCUUGCCCCAAAUGCACAGCUUAGGGAGAUGUCUUAAACCCAACCAGAACAAGCAAAUGCUGUUUAACCUGUAACUGUGCACCUCUUUUGUGACACAUGCAGGAAUGAAUGCUAUGCCCUGCUAGUUCCCUGAAGCCUGUUUUCCCAAAGUCUAAAAAAACCAACCAAAACCACCAAACACAAAAACCCUUCUUAUGAAAUUUCCACAAACAGGACUCCUUAGCAAGGGGACAAAAGGCUGUGCACUGCCUGUGCUCAUGUGAGAUGCCCCUCUGGUUAUCCCUGAAGGCAAUAGCCAGCAGGGAGCUCGUGUGUAUGAGAAUCACACAAAGACUUUGUCAUGCCUUUUGCUCUUAUGCAAAGACUUCAUCCAGCUUUCAAAAAUAUUUCAUUCAUUUCUAAAUACCAACAACAGAUGUGGGUGCUACAGUCACAAAUACUGUCAUUUCCUUCUGCAGCAUUACGAAGAGGGGAUAGUUGUUCAUGUUCUUCAGGAAGAGUCCUUUAGCAUCAUCCACUUACUUAACACUAUUCUUUUUGUAAAAAGAAUAUAUUAAUAACAAAGUUGUUGAAACAAACUUCAGCUCAUUUCAGAUCUUCUAGAGUGGACUUUCCUGUGCCCUAGGAACACUCUGCAGUAUGCGGUUACAUGCAGAAGCAUCUCACCUCAGAUACAAAGCUUUAACCCAAACAUGAAUCUUACACCAGAAGUGGUCAGGCUUUCUCACCAAAGAGAAGAGCUAUGUAAGAAGUCAAGAAGCUCACAGUUUUUUAGCCAUGUCAAACAGGCCUGACAGCUUCUAACUUCAAAGCCAUUGUCACAGAGGGUAGCCCCGGGGACAUGACACUCUAGUUUUCAAGCUAUCAUUAUCAGAAGGGAGAGCACUUGACACAGCCUUGACAGUCCAGGGGAUAUGACACAUCCUUGUCACCAUAUGUGUUUUAUUUGCUGCAUUUUUUUUCUUAUUUUUCAUACAGAAUAAAUUAUUUAAAUUAUUUCCAAGUCAGAGUCAUUUAGCAGGAUUUUAAAAUCCUCUUGUGGACCAUUUCUUUGUUAUCCUAUGACUGGUUAGCAUAGUAAAUGGUCAGCUGCCAUGGUUCUUAUCUUAGGGUUGUGUUGAUUUCAGCAUUUCUGGAAAAGAAGUUGCUUUCAUUUAGGCUUUGCUGGCAACAUUUGAUAAAGUAAGACUAUUUAAUCAAAACUUCUUUUUUAGACAGUAUGCCCGUAAAAGUGUAAGCUGUGAACUGUAUUUCAAUUUGGAGCAUAAAUGCAACCAUAAAUCUUUCACACAGAGAAAAAAUAUGGAGGAAAUGGAGUUAUGCGUUAAUGAACUGUGCCUAGAUAGACUUAAGUGAUAAUUUUAAUAGUUUCUAAAACUCCUAACAGCUUUGUAAAAAACUGUAAAACGUGGGGAUAAAAACCAAAUUUGUGCAAUGAAAAGCAAAUGUAACUGAAUAAUAAAUAUAUUUAGAGUUUUACUUUUUGAUACA
Molecule: messenger RNA, 4628 nt
Organism: Falco peregrinus (peregrine falcon)
Lineage: Eukaryota; Metazoa; Chordata; Aves; Falconiformes; Falconidae
Gene: CORO2A
Product: coronin 2A
Exons: 12
Coding region: 95-1663 (522 amino acids)
Biological process (GO): actin filament organization
Molecular function (GO): actin filament binding
Source: RefSeq, a predicted model, not a curated record